UUGAAUUACCACUUGCAGCACCUUCAGUACCAACAAAAAAACUUGUUUUAGAAGAGGAGGAAGAUGAAGAGGAUUUCAAUGAUUUAAGAAAAGGAUGUAAGAGUAAUCUUAAUCAAUUAAUUGAUAGGAAAACAAUAGAUGAUGUUGAAGGUUGUAAAGACGAAUCACAAGAUGCUAAAAAUUAUAAUCGAUUGAUAGGUGUAGACAUUGAAAAUGAAGAAGAUGGUGGAGGUGUUUGUAAUGUCGUGGAGAAAGGAAUUUUAGAUUGCUAUGCUAGUAAGUUGUGGGCCAUUAAAUUUGCUACUGAUGCUGCUUUAACUGUGUUAAGAGUUGAUCAGAUUAUCAUGAGUAAACCAGCUGGUGGACCUAAAGCACCAAAACAAAAUCCUAAUUGGGACGAAGAUUAA
Entrophospora sp. SA101 is the source of this 407-nucleotide messenger RNA. NCBI's taxonomy places the organism in Eukaryota, Fungi, Glomeromycota, Glomeromycetes, Entrophosporales, Entrophosporaceae. The record is from the annotation of a GenBank genome assembly.